Darwinula stevensoni is the source of this 2382-nucleotide messenger RNA. NCBI's taxonomy places the organism in Eukaryota, Metazoa, Arthropoda, Ostracoda, Podocopida, Darwinulidae. The record is from the annotation of a GenBank genome assembly.
AUGACUCGCGGAAUCUUAUAUUAUUCCUCACUCUCUCCCGUAAAAAUUGACAGAGUCCUGACCCUGCUGUUCUUGCUGGCCCUCGCGGACGCGGCGCCGAAGAAGGCCCCCAAGAAAGGCCCUUCGACCGGACCCAACGACAACCGCGGCCCCGCGAAGUCCCAGGUCCCCGCCACGCCGCUGAAGGGGAGGCCCGCGAAGACGCACAUCUCCCCGUUCCCGCACGACUCCGACGUCUUCACCGUGAAGAACGCGAAAGCCGUCCCGCGUCCCGAGAACCCAAAGCUAGAGAAACCCGCCGUCUCUCCCCCAAAAAAGCACGAGAAGAACCGUCAAGGCCCCUGCACCACGCCAGAAUGCGAACAAGCCGCCCAGGAACUGCUGGACUCGAUGGACCUCACCGUCGACCCCUGCGACGACUUCUACGCGUACACCUGCGGGAACUGGAUCCUGAACAACCCCAUCCCGCCGACGUCGAACGUGAUGACCAUGUUCAACAAGCUCCGGGACGAGCUCAAUCAGAGAGUCCGAGGUCAGCCGAAACCGUUUCGACCUUUACACCUCGUCCUUUACAUCUUGUCCUUCACGCUUGGUCCUUUACGUCCUUCGGCAGACAUCCUGGAAGCGGAACCCUCGCCGGACGAUAACGUUCCUGUGCUGGACGCGAAGACCAUGUACUCCUCUUGCGCCGACACCGGGCCUGGAGCCCCUCGCCUGGCACUACCCCUACAAGCCGCCGACCGGCUACUGGGACCUGGUUACCCCGCUCCUCCUGAAGCUGACCGUCGUCUACCGCCGCCGGCCCUAGACCUGCGGAUGUGGCUGGACAACUUCCCCUGCCGCUUCGACCAGUCCCUGGUAGUGCCGAGCCGGCAGUGCCUGCGACCCAUCGAACAGGAGGCGGAUGAGGUCAUCGCCUUCGAGGUCGCCCUCGCCGAGAUCUCUUGGACGGAUUUUCUGAACGCGGUGUUCUUGAGCGUGGGCGUGACAUGGGGCAACAACGACCAGGUCGUCUGCUAUGCCACGGACUUCAUGGCCGACCUGGCCGACCUUAUCAACCGGACACCAGUGAGGACGAUCGGAAACUACCUGCACUGGCGGCUGGUGUACUCUGUGGGCGACGAGACGAACGAAGCGAUGCGGGAUCUCUUCUUCCAAUUCUCGCAGAUCGUCUCGGGAGUCGACGAACCUCCAGAAAGGGAGAACGUGUGUGCGAGCAUGGUGAACAGCCUGAUGGGAAUGGCUGUCGGGAGUGUCUACGUAUCCAACUUCUUCCCAGCCACUGCCAAGCAAGAGGUGAGACGGAUGAGGGCAGGGGGCAGGGGGCUGGGGAGGGGACAAUGGGAGGGGCAAGGGGAGGGAGCUGACCUCCAUAUCUCGGUUGCGGUGGAGCUGCUGGUGGCAGACCUGAAGGUGGCGUUCGAAGGGAUCCUCGACACGAUCGACUGGAUGGAUGCGGCGACGGUGGAGAAGGCCAGAGAGAAGAACGCUGCCAUUCGGGCCUUCAUCGGAUAUCCUGAUUUCAUCAUCGAUUCACAGGCCCUCACCGAAUAUUACGCUGGGAUCAUCGUGAACAGCCAAACUCAUCUCUCCAACAUCUUCAGCCUGCUCGGCUGGUCGUGGGUGCAACAGGCGGCCGGCGUGAACGGCGCGGUGGACCGCGACGCCUGGAUCAUCCACCCGACCAUCGUGAACGCCUUCUACUACCCCAGCAUGAACUCCAUCACCUUCCCGGCGGGGAUCCUGCAGAGUCCGUUCUACCAGAAGGGGAGGCUCGCGGCCAUGAACUACGGCGGGAUCGGGAUGGUCAUCGGGCACGAGAUCACGCACGGGUUCGAUAAUUCUGGCCGCCAGUACGAUGCUCAAGGGAAUCUGGUCAACUGGUGGACGGAUGCGACGGCCGAUGCUUUUGUGGAAAGGGCACAGUGCUUCAUCGAUCAAUAUGAUGGCUACCAACUCCCCGAACUCUCAGAAUUCUUGGAAGACCCUCACGUAAACGGACUUUUGACUCUGGGAGAGAACAUAGCCGACAACGGAGGGAUGCGGGAGGCCUGGUUCGCCUACCUCAACUACAUCGACCGAAACGGAACGGAACCCUUCCUCCCUGGUCUGGAGUUCCUCACGCCUCAACAGCUCGUCUUCCUCACUUUCUCCUAUAACUGGUGCGGUCACAGCACCGUGGAGUAUCUGUUGAACCAGAUCCUGAACGAUCCUCACAGCCCGCCCAAGUUCAGGGUCUACGGUGCCCUGACCAACAACGCUGCCUUCGCCGAGGCCUUCGGUUGCACUGCCGACGACUUCAUGUUCAACGGGGAUGCCAGCUGCGUCAUCUGGUAGUCGGGAGAUUUGUAAGGGAAUUCAAUAAAAAAAAAUUCAAACGUU